Talaromyces marneffei is the source of this 1563-nucleotide messenger RNA. RefSeq lists its product as uncharacterized. Bases 1 to 1563 code for a protein of 520 amino acids. The record is from RefSeq and is a predicted model, not a curated record. The transcript is spliced from 7 exons. NCBI's taxonomy places the organism in Eukaryota, Fungi, Ascomycota, Eurotiomycetes, Eurotiales, Trichocomaceae.
AUGUACAGCAUACCCAAACCUCCCAGUUUCUCCAAUUUGGAGUCAUCAAUCAUUCGGAAUGAGGUUCAGCCACGGCCGAAUUCGGCAAAGAUGAACAAUGUAUGGCAUAAUGCAUGGUUGCCAGAAAGGGAAGUGAAUGAGCUGGAUUUCACAUAUAACAUCGAAUCACGGCUAGGCGGGCUCAGUGACCUGAAGUCUCUGCAUGGUGUAUUCAACGCCGUGCAGCUCAAUACUCAUUUGGCCAAAGAAACCAAUUUCUCAAACUCUACGUCUAUUCAGUGCCUGCAGGCUGACGGCCAUUCUCUGAGACAAAUUAACAUGGACGAUUGCAAACUGUCCAAUCUCUUACGGGAGUAUCGAGAAUCUACUGUACUUUCUACCAAUGGUAUGGCCAAUUCUGAUUCAAGUCGCUAUCUUAAACCGAGCAGUUUCAUGGCGUUGUUUGUUCCUUUGAUUCCCCAUGGUGGAACUUCAUAUGGGAACAGGAUACCGAUGACGCGAGAUUUGGCCCUCGAUAUGUUCUCUUCACUGAAACUCAAUCCAUUGUUCUUUCUCAAUAUGCUUGGACGUCCGGACUAUUGGGCACCUCAGACUCGAUGGGAAACCUCUUCUGAUAACGCAUUUCAGUCUUGCGACUUUUUUUGCCAGCAUCCACGAUGGAAUCUUGAAGUGCAGGGAGCACCCCUAUCAGUGUGCUUACGGUACGAGGCAAAUCAUGGUCGUAUAAUCUAUGUAAUUGCUCAUAAAGUGAACGACAACUGCGUGGAUGCUCUACGACAUAUGCUUAAUGUUUCCAUUCAAAGGCCUUCUAGUUUGAUUGAAGACCCCUUUGAUAUCCACGUCUUACUGUCAACGCUGUCUUUCGAGGCGUCAAAGUAUCAUAUAACCCAUUUCCGCCGAUUUAUGUGGUCCCAGUUUAAUCAAGUCGAAGAGCAAAUUGGUGGUGGUAGCAAAGAUCGCGCGGAGCUUCGAGAACUCACCCGAAAACUACAGAUUAUUUCCCAGAAUGCUGAUUCACACAUUGCAAAUGCCGACGUGGCUAUUAUCUCAGCCAAAGGCAUUCAAGCAGCUCAUGCAAAGCUUCACAGAGCCUUGAAAAGCCCCCUAUGCAGCACGGAACGCGGAGCUGAUACAACUGAAUAUGUUAUAAACUCAUUAGAGAAACAGAAACUAUGGUUUUUGAACUACAAGAACAGAAAAGAUGGCAUGAUGAGUCUUGUCUUCAACUUGGUCACUCAGCAGGAUGCCGCAAAUAGUAUCGAGAUAGCUGCUGAUACGAAACGUGACAGUACGAGUAUGAAUGCAAUUGCAGCAUUGACUAUGGUCUUCUUACCAGGCACUUUUACGGCCACCAUACUUGGAGCAGGAAUAUUUUCUGCAAGCACAAAUGGUAAUGGAAUUCGAGUCUCAAAUCUUUGGUGGCUCUGGAUUGCAUUCACCGUACCGCUAACAUUGGGGAUUAUGCUCGGUUGGUGGUAUUACCGAAAAAAGGAGAAAAAGAUUGAAGAAAAUGCUCGGCUUCAGGAGGAAAGACAAGCAGAGAAAUCAAAGGCCGGAGUGUAG